CUGGAAUAGGCGUGCCCAGCUCCUUCAUCACCCUUCCCCCCCCCUCCAUCAUUUGCUUUUAAAGCUGCCCUUAGAGUUUAUGAGAACAUUUUUGUUGCUUGUCUGCUGAAGGAGAGUCAAGAGGAACGGAGGAUAUUCGCUGAGUGGCUGCUGCAGGAACUCUCCUGUUGUUUCGGACUGUGCUACUGAAGCAAAUUCACCUGUCAGCUUCAAGCCAGAACAGACUCAAGAUCUUCUUUUAAGACAAGCCGUUUACUCUAGUGCUUGCCUGGAGGCACUAUGACGACCGCAGCUCCCCCUAGAGGCUGUGGCAACAUAAGCAGCGACUAUUACCUCCUCUGUGACACUGUCAAGGACUGGGGCAUUGCUCUAGAAAGCCUGGCUGCAGCUGGUAUUCUCACCACCAUCAUCCUCAUACUAGUGCUCUUUUGCCUUAUAGGUAAAGUCCAAGACAACUCUAAGAGGAACCUGAUCCCAGUUCAGUUCUUCUUCCUUCUGGGCACUCUAGGAAUCUUUGGCCUCACCUUUGCCUUCAUCAUCAAGCUCAAUGAGAGGAUUGCCCCCACCCGUUUCUUCCUUUUUGGGGUCCUUUUUGCCCUCUGCUUCUCCUGUCUCCUUGUCCAUGCCUUCAACCUUCUCAAGCUCGUGAGGGGGAGACCCCCAAGUUCUGCACCGAUGCUACUGGUUAUCACCUUCAGCCUCACCCUUGUACAAAUUAUCAUAGCCAUACAGUAUGUAGCCAUCAACAGAGAAACACUAAGGGCUCAAAAAGAUAUAAUGGAGCCACAAACCCAUGAUGACUUUGUUUUGCUUCUCAUCUACGUGCUUUUCCUCAUGGCCCUUCUCUUUGUAGCUUGUAUGUUUGUAUUCUGUGGGCCAUACAGAAAGUGGAAGAGGCAUGGAGCUCACAUAUGCAUCACUAUCUUAUUCUCCAUUGGCAUCUGGGUGGCUUGGAUCACCCUGCUGACGAGACCCAACCGAGACACCAGCUGGGAUGAUCCUGUUAUGUGUGUGGCGCUGGUGGCCAAUGGAUGUGUCUUCCUGAUUAUGUAUGUACUGCCUGAAUUUUGCUUCCUCACUGUUCCACAAAACCCUGGGGACUACCCUCCAGAAAAUAAUUUCUGCCAGCCUAAACACAUGAAGAGAAACUAUGGCGUAGAGAACCAAGCCUUUGCUCAGGAGGACCAAACACAAGGGGAAACUGGAGAUCGUACAUACAUUCCUUAUUCAACUCAUUUUCAGCUGGAGACCCUCGAGUCUCAACAGGAUUUCUCCAUCCCCCGGCCUAAAACACGGUCUAGUCCAUACCAGGAAUAUGCUGGCGGGAAAGGGGUCAAGUAACAGCUGCCUAGGAGUACCAGGAGAAGCAAUGCAGAGUUGACUGAAGGCUGGAAAUCCUCAAAAAU
This is a messenger RNA of Euleptes europaea (tarantolino), 1406 nucleotides long. RefSeq names its product G protein-coupled receptor class C group 5 member A (gene GPRC5A). Bases 280 to 1341 code for a protein of 353 amino acids. NCBI's taxonomy places the organism in Eukaryota, Metazoa, Chordata, Lepidosauria, Squamata, Sphaerodactylidae. Gene Ontology annotation, biological process: G protein-coupled receptor signaling pathway. Gene Ontology annotation, cellular component: plasma membrane; extracellular exosome; signaling receptor complex. The record is from RefSeq and is a predicted model, not a curated record. Gene Ontology annotation, molecular function: G protein-coupled receptor activity; protein kinase activator activity. The transcript has 4 exons.